Melanotaenia boesemani (Boeseman's rainbowfish) is the source of this 950-nucleotide messenger RNA. RefSeq names its product nuclear apoptosis-inducing factor 1-like. The transcript is spliced from 3 exons. Lineage: Eukaryota; Metazoa; Chordata; Actinopteri; Atheriniformes; Melanotaeniidae. The record is from RefSeq and is a predicted model, not a curated record. Gene Ontology annotation, cellular component: nucleus. Bases 1 to 681 code for a protein of 226 amino acids.
AUGGCAACCGAAAAGACGAGGAAGCGUAAUUUUACGGAGACGGAGGUGGAGGUACUUGUUGGUGAGGUGGAGGCUCGCAAAAACAUAUUAUUUGGCGGCCUCGGUAGUGGCAUCAGCAACAAACGGAAAACAGAAGAGUGGCAACACGUUGUUGCAGCUGUCAAUAGUGUGGGGGUGACGGAGAGGUCCGUGCCAGACAUUAAAAAAAAGUGGUCGGAUCUCAAGGUGGAGGCAAAGAGGAGGAUGGCACGCCACCGCCAGGGAAUGUGUGCCACAGGCGGGGGUCCUGCCACACCAAACCCCACGCCGCUGGAGCUGAAAAUAGCCUCCAUUCUUGGGCCCGCAAGCAUCUACGGCAUAGUGCCAGAGAAUGAGGGGGACACAGACCAGGCGGACGCCACAGCAGAGACCGUCACUCUACAGAUGGAGGCAGUGGGUGAGGAGAUCCCCGGUACAUCCACAGAGGAGAUGGUCAGACCCACCACGAGUGCGCCCCGGGCGCACGGCACAGCUGGAGGUGGCCGCGUGCUGACAGAUGCGGUCCUCCAAACACAAAGGGACACCAUCGACGCUGUGAAGGAAAUUCGUGAUGAAUUACAUCAAAUCCGUCAUGUAAUUAGCGGAAUGUGUGCUGUACUGUCUGAAAUUUCCACGUCAUUAAAAGAACUUGUUAAAAAAUGAGAUUUGCCUACUGCAUCUAUAUUUCAGGCUUCUGUGUUUAUGAUUCUAUGGCACUAGUGUCGGAUAUGAUGGCAUGAUGGCAUGCAUGAAUGAAGGUGAAGUUCAUCACCUCACCAGCAGCACCGCCAGUUUCCCGUCUCCAAAAUGUUCGUAAGCAAGUUUCAGAGUUUACGUACCGGUACGCACAUUUUCCCGCCACGUUAGUUUUUAUAAAUCAGAAACUUUCCGUAGAAAGUCACUUACGCCGCUUUUUGUGCGUAAGCAAGCUU